This is a messenger RNA of Saccostrea cuccullata (small rock oyster), 2969 nucleotides long. Its product is annotated as N-acetylated-alpha-linked acidic dipeptidase 2-like. Gene Ontology annotation, molecular function: carboxypeptidase activity. The transcript has 17 exons. NCBI's taxonomy places the organism in Eukaryota, Metazoa, Mollusca, Bivalvia, Ostreida, Ostreidae. The record is from RefSeq and is a predicted model, not a curated record. The coding region runs from base 258 to 2567 and encodes 769 amino acids.
GCAAUAUCUAUACAAUUUAAAAGUGUUUACACAGGCCCUCAUACCCGAGAUGGCUUAGAGCCCCUUGACAAGGUAUACCGUCUGAUGUAAGGUACACAUUUAUUUUGCUCUAAAACAAAUGUAAGUGAAGUUCAAGAUAGUUUUUGAAUAAUCACGGGCAUUCAAGCAUACUGUGUAUCUGCAGUACAACUUUACAUCGUCGGUAAUGGCAAACACGCAUUAUUAGUAAAAAUCAUUCAACUGAAUUCCAAAAUAAAAUGGAAUUUCGCUCCACGGAAGAUAUGUUCGAAAAUAAGAGAGCUAGUGCCAAACGUUCGUAUAUACUGUUUCUGAUUGUGACAAUGGCCGUUGGAAUUGGUAUUGGAAUACUUAUCGGGAGAUUUGCAAUUUGUGACGAAAAGACAGAAACAAAUAAUUCCGGACAGCCUUCAUUUAGCAAGGAAGCCGGUCCAAGUGUUAGUUCAGAAAUAAUAAAUGGAAUUGAUGCAGGAAAAAUCCGCCAAUAUCUGCAAGGUUUGUCCGAGCUCCCACAUCUCGCUGGAACUAAUGCCGAUUAUAAACAAGCUAAAGAGCUCCAUGACUUCUGGAAGUCGGAAGGAUUGGACGAAGCUUUCAUCGCUCCGUACGAUGUUCUGUUGUCCUAUCCCAAUACCACAGACCCGGAUGUAAUGAACAGGAUUUUUGUCUACAAUGAGAAUGACGCCGUGGAAUGGCAGUCGAAUCUCUACGAACCGAUUCUUCAUCCCAGCGAAAACAAGUCAAACGUGGUCCCGCCUUUUAACGCUUACUCUGCACCCGGGAAUGUAACAUCCUCGGAGUUGAUCUAUGUUAACUAUGGUCGUGUAGAAGAUUUCCAGUGGUUGGUAACAAACAAAUCUGUUAACUUCACGGGGAAGAUGGUCAUCGCCAGAUACGGAAAAAUCUACAGGGGAGACAAGGUUCGUCUAGCCUCGCGGUACGGCGCCUCAGGUAUCAUUUUGUACUCCGAUCCCUUAGACUACACGGAUGGUCCUAACUCCAAAGUUUACCCUGACGGUUGGUGGCUUCCAGACACGGGUACCCAGAGGGGAACCACUUUCAUGGGUAAAGGGGACCCUUUAACCCCGGGCUACCCAGCGACAGACACAGCCUACCGUGUUGAUGAAGAGAAACUGAUAGGCGAUAUUCUCCCGAACAUCCCCGUUCAUCCUAUAGGAUAUGGUGUGGCAGAGAAGCUGCUUAGUUACAUGGGAGGAGAGGAGGUUCCGGAAUCUUGGAUAGGAGGCAUUAAUACAACGUAUAGAAUUGGGGGACCUUUGAAAAAUUCAGGAUGGAAAAUCAGAAUACGAAUAUCGACUCGGAACAUGCGUAAAACAACUUACAAUGUGAUUGGUCUUAUAAGAGGAGAAAUUGAACCAGACAGAUAUGUUUUGCUUGGCAACCAUCGUGACGCCUGGGUGUUCGGGGCAAUUGAUCCUUCUAGUGGUACAGCGGUAAUGAAAGAGGUCUCCCGAGUUAUGGGAAACCUGGUUCGUGCAAAGAAAUGGCGCCCACGGCGGACGAUCAUUUUCUGUAGCUGGGGAGCAGAGGAAUAUGGAUUGAUAGGAUCUACCGAAUGGAUUGAGCAAUAUAUAAAGAAUUUGGCAGAGCGAGCGGUGGCGUACCUUAAUGUAGAUAUAGCCGUGACAGGAAAUUAUACCGUAGCUAGUGGGGCUACCCCGCUGGUACAUCAUGCUUUGAUUGAAGCCGCUAAGUCCGUGCCGAAUCCAGAUGCUGCGCGCGCAGCUCAAGGACUGAAAACUGUGUAUGACAACUGGAAAGCCAGUACCCCAAGUGAAAAAGACAACACGAAACCAAAGAUUUUCCCCCUUGGUUCCGGAAGUGAUUUUGCAUCCUUCAUACAACAAAUUGGUUUACCCAGUGUUGAUUUAUCCUACACCUUUGACAAAGAAAAAUACAAGAUUGCAUCCUAUCCUUUAUAUCACUCCAAAUACGAAACAUUUUACGCAGUGGACGAAAUAUUGGACCCUGGAUUUCAGUUUCACAAAGCAGUGGGACAGGUUUGGGCCGAAUUCGCCAGGAAUCUUGCAGAUUCUUUGAUUAUUCCAUUUGAUGUUCGAGAUUAUGCACGUACUUUGAACGAUCAUGUUAACCAACUUAAUACGUCUGAAACUGGAACUAUUCUUCGAACCAAAAUGAGUUUAGAUAAACUUUUUGAAGCUGCUGCUAAUUUCUCGAAUGAAGUUAGUUCAUUUUACAGUAUGCAACAGAAAGUGGAUAAAGCAAAACCUUAUGCGAUACGACAGAUCAAUGACCAACUGUUACAAUUAGACCGAGCGUUCACAGACCCAGCAGGUCUGCCUAAUAGGCCGCAGGCCAGACACAUUUUAUUUGCUGAGAGUAGUGUAAAUGCCUACGCUGGAAGCAGUUUCCCGGGUUUAUCAGACACAACUUUUGAAAUAAUCGGAAGUGAAAAUGAAAGUGAACGAUGGGAAAUAGUGAAAAAACAUUAUGCAGCCAUAAUAUUUGCCAUACAGUCUGCUACUUCAUCAUUACGUGAUGUAACAAGAUUCAUGCCAUCAAUGUAAUCAUAUUAGUAGACUUCAUAUUUCAUAUCAAAUGUAUAUCAUAUGCUUAUCGUAUCGUAUGCUUAAUUUUCAAAACUUACAGAGCAUUCCAGUCUCCAGAUAGCAUUUGAGAUUCCUUAAAAUUGCAUAUGUAUUUCUGAGUGAAUGAAUGCUGUUUUUCCAUAUUGAUGACUUGUUUAUGUUGCUAGUAUAUAUACGAUUUUUUUUUAGAUAUUUUUGUAAAAUAAAAUAUGAAAAAUAUUAUCUCACUUUGACAUAUCCUUGAUGUCUGAAGUAAAAGUUUUCGCAAUAACAAAGUUCAACUGUAUUUAAUUUUCAGCACAGGGAACCAGCCAUUUUAUAUAAAGCAACAUUGCAUUUGUAUUGAUGAACAAAAAUCACUAAUUAAAAACGUUUCAAUUA